Egretta garzetta (little egret) is the source of this 543-nucleotide messenger RNA. RefSeq lists its product as uncharacterized. The transcript is spliced from 5 exons. The record is from RefSeq and is a predicted model, not a curated record. NCBI's taxonomy places the organism in Eukaryota, Metazoa, Chordata, Aves, Pelecaniformes, Ardeidae. The coding region runs from base 1 to 543 and encodes 180 amino acids.
AUGGUGGCGCUGGGCUUUUUCACCGCUGACAUUUUUCCCAUUGAGAACAACCUCCUUUCCUUUCCCACACGAGCGAGAUGCACCCAGCAGCAGCCCCCACCCGGCAUCCGCGGAGGGAUGAGCGGCUCCUGUGCAGCACUGUGGACUGAGCCGCACUCGCAUGCCAGCAUGCUGCCAUACAUCCUCCUCCUCGCCUGUCUGCUGCUCUCUGGGCAAGCACAGAGUUGCAGUGUCAGUGAAAUUAUCCGGCAUACAACAUACCUACUUUCAUGUUCGUGUCUUCCCAUUGCUGAGCCUGGCUAUGAGGUGGCAUGCUUUGUGGAAGGAACCACACACAUGCUGGAAAACAACGUAUCUUCAAAGCAAGCAGUCACAAGGCUUAAGAGAAUCUUUCAGACUCAACUGGAUAGAAAACUCUGCGAAAGCCUGACACGUGGGAACCAAUGCCAGUACAAGACCAAGGGAAAUGUGGAGGAAUUUUUGAAUAAAAUCCUGAGAACCUAUCAAGCAAUCAAUAAACAUACAACUCAAAAAACAAAUUAA